UGGCUACGGCGCCCCCAACACCAGGGCUCCCCCCAUCUCCCCCCGACAACAGUCCGUCCCGCUUCCAGCUGCUGCAGCCGCGCCUUCACCGCCUCGGCAUCCAGCCGCCCCCUGCUCCGGCCCAGCAUGGCGACCCCGACCCAGGUCCCUACAAAGGGAAAUGAGUCCCUGCUUGCAAUAGACCUCCACAGAGGGCUAGCACCAGGACUGCCGUGUACCGUUAGAAAUCGUUGGACCAGUGGCCCCAUCAGGAUCCUCAAAAAUGUUAAGAAGCCCAGUGUUGAAAUAUUUUUCCUCUCUCUCUUUCUCUGCCUUCUUCCCACAGUUCCUCAGGAACCUGACCCAUUUUACUAUGACUAUGACACUGUGCAGACUGUGGGCAUGACUCUGGCUACCAUAUUGUUCCUGCUGGGCAUCCUCAUCAUCAUCAGCAAGAAGGUGAAGUGCAGGAAGGCGGGCUCCAGGUCUGAGAGCCCAACAUGCAAAUCCUGUAAGUCGGAGCUUCCCUCCUCAGCCCCUGGAGGUGGCGGCGUGUAGAACCAGCCCUGGGCACCUCCACUGCUGUCCCUGCCUGAGUGCGGGAGCCUGAGGACCGGGUGGAGGCGGAGGGGACCCCAGCCUUGCCCCGGGAGCGCCCCCCUGAACGAGCUGCCCCACCCACUCCAAGGCUGGAGCCGCUGCACCUCCCCAGGCCUUGGCAAUUACGACCCCCCCAAAGAGCGCGUCUGCACCCCAGAUCCAGGAACUCAGGCCUCCAGCUCCUGGGGUCCGGGAGUCCACCUGCAGCCCCCACAAUCCCUGUGUGCGGCUCCCCCACACCUCCGUCUUCCCCUGCACCCUCGGCGUCUAUGUCUUGAGCUUAAUAAAUGUGCAUUUGGUUUUUC
Hippopotamus amphibius kiboko is the source of this 884-nucleotide messenger RNA. It is a transcript of the gene FXYD7, whose product is annotated as FXYD domain containing ion transport regulator 7. Gene Ontology annotation, cellular component: membrane. The record is from RefSeq and is a predicted model, not a curated record. The transcript has 7 exons. Bases 127 to 537 code for a protein of 136 amino acids. Gene Ontology annotation, molecular function: sodium channel regulator activity. NCBI's taxonomy places the organism in Eukaryota, Metazoa, Chordata, Mammalia, Artiodactyla, Hippopotamidae. Gene Ontology annotation, biological process: regulation of sodium ion transmembrane transporter activity.